UCUUGCCUGUUAGCAUCGGAAUCAGCGACUUUCAAGCGUAAGCAUCUGUUGUGACUGGUUUGUGUUUUAGAUAUUUGAAAUUUUUGUUUGAGAAACUUUUAUAAAUUGUUUAAACAGUUAUUUGGUAAACUCCAACAAAAUGCAGCGAGAUUACUUAGCCGAUAAAGAAACCAUCAAAUCGUUUUUGACUGAAUUCCACAAGGAAGAUGAUGAUGGCAAGAAGAUAUUCGUGUACGCUCGACAAAUGACGAACAUCGCCCAUCGGGAGCAGGUUGGUCUAACGGUCGAUUUGGAUGAUGUGGUCAACUAUAACGAUCAGCUGGCGGAAGCAAUACAGCUGAACGCCAGACGCUACGUUAAACUGUUUUCGGAUACAGUUUUUGAAUUGCUGCCCUCUUACAAGGAGCGCGAAGUCAUCAACAGGGAUCCGUUGGAUAUUUACAUCGAGCAUCGACUGUUGAUGCAGGCACGCACCAGAAAUCCGCAUGAAGAGCGUGACGCGCGUAAUUCCAUUCCAGCAGAGCUGAUUAAGCGCUUCGAGGUGUACUUCAAAGCUCCCAGCUUAUCGAAAGCCGUUUCCAUUCGUGAGGUAAAGGCGCAAAGUAUCGGGAAAUUGGUGACACUUCGCGGUAUUGUGACCAGAUGUACCGAAGUGAAGCCGAUGAUGACAGUUGCCACCUAUACAUGUGAUCGCUGUGGUGCUGAAACGUACCAACCUGUUGCAUCGAUGACUUUUAUGCCAACGGUUGAUUGUCCCUCGGAGGACUGCCGUGUGAAUAAGGCCGGAGGGCGCCUCUAUUUACAAACUCGUGGUUCUAAGUUUAUGAAAUUCCAGGAAUUGAAGAUUCAAGAACACAGCGAUCAGGUUCCAGUGGGACACAUUCCUCGGUCACUGACUGUUAUGUGCCGUGGAGAAACCACACGCAUGGCUCAACCUGGUGAUCAUGUUGUGAUUACUGGUAUUUUCCUACCGAUACAAAGAUCCGGAUUUAAGGCUAUGGUUUCUGGUUUGUUGAGUGAAACCUUCUUAGAGGCUCACAGGAUUGUUUGUCUUAAUAAAUCGGACGACGGAGAUACUAGUAACGAGUUGACUGCGGAUGAGUUAACCGAAUUGGCUAAAGAUGAUUUUUACACCCGGAUCGCCAGUAGUUUGGCACCUGAAAUUUACGGUCAUCUUGACGUGAAAAAAGCUUUGCUGUUGCUUUUGGUUGGUGGUGUUGAUCGCAGUCCGGAUGGUAUGAAGAUUCGCGGUAAUAUAAACAUUUGCUUGAUGGGUGAUCCUGGAGUAGCCAAGUCACAGUUGUUGGGAUACAUCGAUCGCCUCGCAGUUCGUAGUCAGUACACUACAGGCCGCGGCUCAUCUGGUGUUGGUUUGACAGCUGCCGUUAUGAAGGAUCCUUUGACUGGUGAAAUGUUGCUCGAGGGAGGAGCGCUUGUUUUGGCUGAUCAGGGUGUAUGUUGUAUUGAUGAAUUCGAUAAAAUGGCUGAUUCGGAUCGUGUUGCAAUUCACGAAGUUAUGGAGCAACAGACAAUUUCGAUUGCUAAAGCGGGUAUAAUGACGUGCUUGAAUGCUCGAGUUUCAAUUUUGGCUGCAGCCAAUCCGGCAUAUGGCCGUUACAAUCCUCGUCGCACUAUCGAGCAAAACAUUCAACUGCCAGCCGCGCUUCUGUCUCGUUUCGAUCUGCUUUGGUUGAUCCAGGAUAAGCCGGAUCGCGAUAAUGAUCUGCGUUUGGCCAAACAUAUUACCUUUGUGCAUAGCCAUGGAAAGCAACCGCCGUCGCGGAUUAAGACGCUGGACAUGUCUCUGAUUCGACGUUACAUUGCACUCUGUAAACGCAAGACACCCGUCAUCACUCCGGAACUGUCCGAUUACAUCGUGAAUGCAUACGUAGAGCUGCGUCGCGAGGCUCGUAACAAUCGCGACGUGACUUUCACCUCUGCUAGGAAUUUGUUGGGAAUUCUUCGUCUGGCGACUGCUUUGGCUCGGCUGCGACUUGCCGAUGAGGUCGAUAAGGAUGACGUGCUCGAGGCACUGCGGUUGCUGGAGAUGUCGAAAGAUUCGCUGAAUCAGACCGAGCAGAAGACUACUCACGUUCAAAAUACAUCGGACAAAAUCUUCGCCCUUGUGCGAGAGCUGGCCGGUGCCAGCAAAACCGUUAAAAUCUCUGAUGUCAUGGAACGGUGCACUACCAAGGGCUACAAACCUGACCAGGUGGACAACUGCAUCGAGCAGUAUGAGGAACUGAACGUCUGGCAGGUUAAUCAAACCAGAACGAAGCUUACGUUUAUUUAAGCGAAAACGUCUCAUUUAUCUGAAUGCAUUUUAAAUAUUUGUAGUUUUGUUUUUUUUCCGUUUGACUUUUUAAGGGUUAAACUUUUCUGCAUGUAGAAUCGGAUGAUCAUAAAAUAAACAUCAAAUGACAAACUUCAAA
Wyeomyia smithii (pitcher-plant mosquito) is the source of this 2432-nucleotide messenger RNA. RefSeq names its product DNA replication licensing factor Mcm7 (gene Mcm7). NCBI's taxonomy places the organism in Eukaryota, Metazoa, Arthropoda, Insecta, Diptera, Culicidae. The transcript is spliced from 3 exons. The coding region runs from base 140 to 2293 and encodes 717 amino acids. Gene Ontology annotation, cellular component: MCM complex; nucleus. The record is from RefSeq and is a predicted model, not a curated record. Gene Ontology annotation, molecular function: ATP binding; single-stranded DNA helicase activity; single-stranded DNA binding. Gene Ontology annotation, biological process: DNA replication initiation; DNA replication; double-strand break repair via break-induced replication.